GCAAACGUUUCGUGUGCAGCGAGGCAAAGCAAAAUUCACAGCGAAGCGUUUUUUUCGUAUUUAAGCAUGUAACACCUGUGCAGUUACUUUCGCGAAAGUAACGGAGUCCAUCGUCAGAGUCGCCAAAUCACGUCAUCUUCUCGAACCAGCAGUCAUGUUGCAGAGACCUCGACGCCGCUGCGAAGGCACUGCCAUGGGCGCCAUCGUCCUCGAUCUCCGGCCCGGCCUCGGAAUCGGACCCUUCACCAUCGGAAUGCCGAUAUGCGAAGCAUUUGCUCAGAUAGAGCAGGAGCCUAACAUUUACGACGUUGUCCACGUGAAGUUUUACGACGAGGAGCCCCUGAAGUUGGAUAUUGUUAUCAGCUUUCCAGAUCAUGGUUUUCAUCUUCGUUUUGAUCCUUGGUCACAGAGGCUACGUCUUGUUGAAAUAUUUGAUAUAAAACGGCUUCAAAUGCGCUAUGCUACUUCUUUGAUUGGGGGACCAUCUACAUUAGCUACUUUUGUAGCUGUAUAUGCACUAUUUGGGCCAACUUUCCCUGGAAUUUAUGGCAAGGAUAGAGGUGUCUACACUCUGUUUUACCCAGGGCUUUCCUUUUCUUUUCCAAUUCCUAGCCAGUAUACAGACUGCUGCCAUAAUAGAGAAGUGGAAUUGCCAUUGGAGUUUCCUGAUGGAACCACACCAGUUACGUGCCGUGUCUCUAUAUAUGAUAGUUCUACAGAUAAAAAAGUUGGUGUGGGGUCCCUAAUGGAUAAGGCAUCUGCUCCUCCAUUACCUGUUGGCAGCCUCUAUAUGGAAGAGGUGCACGUUAAGCUAGGGGAAGAAUUGUACUUCAAUGUUGGUGGCCAGAAUAUUCCUUUUGGAGCUUCACCUCAGGAUGUUUGGACUGAAUUGGGUCGUCCGUGUGGCAUACAUCAGAAGCAGGUAGACCAAAUGGUUAUUCAUUCUGGCUUGGACCCUCAUCCACGGACAACUCUCUGUGGCGAUUACUUCUACAAUUACUUUACACGUGGUUUGGAUAUUUUAUUUGAUGGCCAGACUCACAAAAUCAAGAAGUUUGUUUUGCAUACAAACUAUCCUGGUCAUGCAGAUUUCAACUCUUACAUAAAGUGCAAUUUUGCCAUCUUUGCAUCUGACUUAGGGGGGUCUUAUCAGGAUGUAAAUAACUGCAAACCUAGGAUUACACCUAGCACAAAGUGGGAGCAAGUGAAGGAAAUCCUUGGGGACUCUGGCCGAGCUGCUAUUCAGACUCAAGGUUCUACAAGCAAUCCAUUUGGAUCUACUUUUGUAUAUGGUUAUCAAAAUGCUGCAUUUGAGGUGAUGAAGAAUGGUUACAUUGCAACCGUGACCCUUUUCCAGUCAUCGUGAUUCUGUUGCAAACAGUUGGAUGAUGGAACUUAAUGGGGAAAGCCGUUUGGAUUCAUAAUUGUACAGUUGUAUAGAUUAAGUUUGUACAGAAUAAUUCAUACGGUAAAAACACGUAAACACUCUGCAUCUUCUCUGUUACUGUUCAAAUGGAAGUUUGUUCUGUAAGCCCCUGAUGCAUUAUCCGUGCCCAGAUUGUAUGACGAUGUUCACAGUCGAUCGACGUGACGUUUACAGAUUUCUCAUAACUGAAUCAGCCUUGUAUCAUUUGGGAUGACAAUAUCAGUUUGUACACAAUGAAAAGAGAACAUGAAGGAUUUCAUUUACAGGUGCCUAUGUA
Messenger RNA from Malus domestica (apple), 1703 nucleotides. Its product is annotated as PHAF1 protein At3g51130. The record is from RefSeq and is a predicted model, not a curated record. Lineage: Eukaryota; Viridiplantae; Streptophyta; Magnoliopsida; Rosales; Rosaceae.